CCCAGCCCAGCCCUCUCUAUCAUCAUCACUCUUUGUGCUUGAGGAGCACGUCUUCACGCUUGAUAGGCCCAACACCACUUCCUUCAGGAGAGGGGAAACCUCCUUCGAGCUGAGCCGAGCAGCGCCUCAGGGGGUGCCUGCCUGCCUGCCUGCCCGCCCGCCCGCCUGUGUCACGCACGAGCCAGUCGCUCUCGCUGAACUCUCCCGCCUCGCCUCGGCCUGACUGGCAGACCAAGGCCAGCCAAGUAGCUUGGCAGCAGCUUGAGUAAAGGAGAAGCCUGCAAUAUUUCCUCUGUGCAACAGCAUACUUACUCCUUCACGAUGGAGGAAGCAUGUGAAGAUAUAGAUCAGAUGUUCAGUAAUUUAUUGGGGGAAAUGGAUUUGCUGACUCAGAGUUUGGGAGUGGAAACUUUCCCACCUCCAUCCACAAAAGCAUCUGAAGAUGAAUUUAAUUUUGCAGUUGGGUUUAAAGAUUUAAAUGAAUCGUUAAAUGCGUUGGAAGAUACCGAUCUAGAUGCUUUAAUGGCUGAUCUUGUAGCAGACAUAAGUGAAGUGGAAAAGACCACAUUCCAAGGACAGAAAGAUUCCUCUCAUUACCAACAUGUUGCCAAGUCUCAGCCUGUAGCAAAUGCUGCUGCUGCUUAUGCACAUCAGUCAGGUCUCCCAAAUACUGCUUUUGCACAUGUUGAGGAUGAUUUACCCCCUCCCUCUGCAGAGCUAGCUUUUGAUCUUCCACCACCACCGCCGCCACCACCUCCAACCCCACCUCCUGAACCACUCACUCAGGAAGAACAAGAGGCACAAGCAAAAGCCGACAAGAUUAAACUUGCAUUAGAAAAACUGAAGGAAGCCAAGGUUAAAAAGCGUGUUGUCAAGGUGCACAUGAAUGAUAACAGCACAAAGUCUCUGAUGGUAGAUGAAAGGCAAGAGGCACGUGAUGUUUUGGACAAUCUCUUUGAAAAAACCCACUGUGACUGCAGUGUGGACUGGUGUCUUUAUGAAGUAUACCCGGAGCUACAAAUAGAAAGAUUUUUUGAAGACCAUGAAAAUGUGAUUGAAGUCUUAUCAUACUGGACUCGGGACACUGAAAAUAAGAUUCUAUUUUUGGAGAAAAACGUAAAAUAUGCUGUGUUUAAAAACCCUCAGAAUUUCUACUUGACAAAUAAGGGGGGAAAUGAAAGCAAGGAAAUGAAUGAGAAAAGCAAAGAAGCUUUACUGGAGGAAAGCUUCUGUGGCACAUCUGUCAUUGUACCAGAAGUUGAAGGGGCCCUUUAUUUAAAAGAAGAUGGAAAGAAGUCCUGGAAGAGGCGUUAUUUUCUUCUGCGAGCUUCUGGAAUUUAUUAUGUACCCAAAGGAAAGACCAAGACAUCUCGGGAUCUGGCUUGCUUUAUACAGUUUGAGAAUGUAAGUGUUUAUUAUGGCAUUCAGUACAAAGCAAAGUACAAGGCGCCUACAGACCACUGUUUUGUCUUAAAGCAUCCCCAGAUACAGAAGGAGUCUCACUAUAUCAGAUAUUUGUGCUGUGAUGACCGGCAGAUUCUACAUCAAUGGGUAACUGGUAUAAGAAUUGCAAAGUAUGGCAAGACAUUGUAUGAUAACUACAUUUGCGCAGUGCAGAAGGCCGGCUUAGCUUCUCGACUGACAAAGCUAGGGAAUGCUGAAUCGACCACUGCUGUGGGAUCAUCUUCAAAAGGUAGUGCUCAUGCAAAUGGGCAGAUCCCCAACAACAUGACCCUCACUACUGCAGACCCUCCAGAGACUAGGAAACCUACUGAGAUGCCAAAGGUUAAGAAAUCAGACAGCAUUUUUGACACCAGUCAAGCACCACCAUCUAUAAUGCCACAGUUGAAACAGCUCCGUAAACCUGGUGGGCUACAGCCACCACCCCCUCCUCAAAGACUGUCUUCUGCUGUUACUGCUUCAUUGUACCUACCCCCCAAUGAAAGAGGAAACACAACUGCUUCAUCAGAUCCAGCAGAAUUUCCACCACCCCCUGAAUCGAUACUGCCACCCCCUGAGUUGGAAUACUUGCCGCCACCACCACCACCUGAAUAUUAUGAAGAUCCUCCUGAUUUUAUUCCUCUCCCACCACCUUGCUUUGCUGUGAGCACUGGUACACCAGAACUGCUGCCACCACCUCCUCCCUCGGUCUCUGCCCCUGCUAUGCCUCCACCAAUCAGAAAGAAGCCUCCACCUCCUCCUAAAAGAAAAGAAGAAAGUGCUGGGCAGGCAGGAGGGCAUCGACAAAGUGAGCCAUUUCCAAGGGGGGAUGUAGGUGGACAAGGAGGAGAUUUAAUGUCUGAUUUAAUGAGGGCAUUACAAAAGAAAAGGGGUGACACAUCAUGAAUCAAGUAGUUUAAAGAAAUAUUAGGGUGUUGUUUUAGUUGUGGGAGAUCAGGGUGAGGAUGGUCUGGAGAAAUUGUCCAGAGCUGUUUCUGGUGGUCCAAAGGAAAAUAUGCUAGAGAAUGUCAUUCCAACAUAUCCUGAAGUGAUGGGCUGCUUUUCCCACAGGCUUGUUGAGACGGUGGCUUCCCAUGUUCCUGGUUCAAGGCUAAAGAGCAUUACUAGAAGCAGCGGAAGUGUUCCCAGGGAAGGCAGAUUCCCAAACAGUAGCCCUAUUCGAUCUGGCAAAAGUGAUCAAAGAGGCUUGUAUCAAAUUAAAGGUUGACUAAUUUAUUGAAGGGGAAAUCCUAUUUAAUCAGAUUUUCCCCUGGGCAGCAUGUGUGAAUUGCACAGUCUGUUCUUGUCCUACACAAGGCCUUGGCAGCUCUAUGGACAGGCAUAGGCUGAUGCGCUUUGCAAAAAUAAGAAAUGGAGCUCUGAAAACAGCACUACAACAGCUGCAGCAAUAGCUAUCUCAACAAUUCCUACCCUCCCCCCCUUUUAUUGAACAGCUAGUACUAUUAGAAACGUUAGUCAGGACCUAGCAUUUCGCUUCCCCUAUUUAGAAAAAAAAGUGAGAAGGGCCAUUUGAGGCUUUAUUAUUCACAUGUUGUUCUGACCACAAUAUACCACACCUGUUUCCUCAAUGGUUCUGAAGCAGAAACGCCCAAACGAAAUGUUUUCAGUAAUAAUAUCUGCAGGUGAUAUCCGGGGUUAUUUAUCCGAUUUAGUGCUAGCUUGAAGAUACAUGUUUCAGUUUUUCCUCCCACAUCUACCAAGUUAGCAAUUGUCUUUAAGUGACACCUAAAGGUAUUUGUCUAAGACCUCAUAAUUAUAUGAAUAUUUUAAAUAAUUUGUGCCUUCCUACACAUCUUUUGUCAUUUAUGAUUCACCUUAAUCCUCUAAUGUUCAGUUUUGAUAGUACUCACUGCCAGCACCUGAAUAAAAGCCUCUUCUGUGU
This is a messenger RNA of Rhineura floridana, 3343 nucleotides long. RefSeq names its product amyloid beta precursor protein binding family B member 1 interacting protein (gene APBB1IP). Lineage: Eukaryota; Metazoa; Chordata; Lepidosauria; Squamata; Rhineuridae. Gene Ontology annotation, biological process: signal transduction. The coding region runs from base 322 to 2346 and encodes 674 amino acids. The record is from RefSeq and is a predicted model, not a curated record. The transcript has 15 exons. Gene Ontology annotation, cellular component: cytosol; plasma membrane.